AAGAACACGAGACAGUCGCAGACACGCAGAGGCAGAGAGAGUAAGAGGAUGGGAGACGAGAAGGUGGAAAGCGAAGCUUUACAGAUUAUCGGAGCAUUUCAAGUGCUGCCCAGAUUGGUCGUCUUCGAUCUCGAUUAUACUCUUUGGCCUUUCUACUGUGAGUGUCGCUCAAAACGUGAAAUGCCAUCUCUAUAUCCUCAUGCUAAAGGCAUAUUACAUGCACUUAAGGACAAAGGGAUUGAUGUAGCUGUUGCUUCUAGAUCACCAACUGCAGACAUAGCAAAGACAUUUCUUGGCAAAUUGAGUCUCACAUCUAUGUUUGUUGUCCGGGAGAUUUUCUCCAGUUGGACACACAAGACAGAACAUUUCCAGAAAAUUCACACAAGGACUGGGGUGCCCUUCAAAUCAAUGCUCUUUUUUGACGACGAAGAUAGGAACAUCCGAGCAGUAUCUAAGAUGGGAGUAACAAGCAUCUUGGUGGGUAAUGGUGUCAAUCUUGGAGCAUUGAGAGAGGGGCUCACAAAAUUCUCCCAAAACGUCAAUACCUCUGAAAAGAACAAGCAGAAAGGGCUAAAGUUCUCCCAAAAAUCAAAUUCGUCCGAGGACAAGGAAUGAGUCUUGAAUCAAAAACCUCAUUCAUGAAAUUGAUUUUAGUACAGCAUUAUUUUGACAAACCCAGAUAUGUUGUAAUUUCAUCUUGAAUCUUUUGUAUUAUAAUCCCUCAACGUUAGUAGAGGGAGCCAAACCUGGCAAACAUGCCUAAAACAUCAACAGUUAUAUCUGCCAAACGAGGCGAAUUACAAUGAUGAAUGGUAUACAUUAGAUUUAUUUUGAU
This is a messenger RNA of Tripterygium wilfordii, 835 nucleotides long. RefSeq names its product magnesium-dependent phosphatase 1-like. NCBI's taxonomy places the organism in Eukaryota, Viridiplantae, Streptophyta, Magnoliopsida, Celastrales, Celastraceae. The coding region runs from base 49 to 615 and encodes 188 amino acids. Gene Ontology annotation, molecular function: acid phosphatase activity. The record is from RefSeq and is a predicted model, not a curated record. The transcript is spliced from 4 exons.